Molecule: messenger RNA, 2152 nt
Organism: Papilio xuthus (Asian swallowtail)
Lineage: Eukaryota; Metazoa; Arthropoda; Insecta; Lepidoptera; Papilionidae
Gene: Hpr1
Product: THO complex 1-like protein Hpr1
Exons: 9
Coding region: 160-2043 (627 amino acids)
Biological process (GO): signal transduction; mRNA export from nucleus
Cellular component (GO): THO complex part of transcription export complex
Molecular function (GO): protein binding
Source: RefSeq, a predicted model, not a curated record
GUAAACACAUCGGUGUAUCUGUUUACUCUGUGUUUUAGUUUGCAGUUUGAUAAAAAUAUCGGUUUAUUAAAUUGAAAAUAAACAUAAUUAAACUCAAGUAAGAGAGUGAGUGAUCGUAACAUUGUCUGUCCACAUUAAUGAAAUACAUAUAACGAAAUCAUGUCUGAUAAGUUAGGGUUCGAGGAACUUCGGUUAAAGUACAAGGAUAUAUUAUCCAAAGCAUUUUCAACAAACAACAUUGAUCUCUUAGAUUCCUUCUCUAAAAAUACAAAUGAAGUUGACAGAAAAGCGGCAAUGGAUCAAGCAUUUCGGGAUAAACUUUUAGAGCUUCUAAUCGAGAACCCUGACACCCUAGAAAGCUACGUUUCUUUUUGCAUAGAAUCCUGUAGAAGGCACAUGGUAACUCCUACCAUGCCUGUUGUCCUAUUAGGCGAUAUUUUCGAUGCUUUAACUUUAAAUAAAUGUGAGAAGUUGUUUGAGUAUGUAGAAAAAGGAGUUAACAUAUGGAAAGAAGAAUUGUUCUUUGUUGCUUGCAAAAAUAAUUUACUCAGGAUGUGCAACGACUUGUUACGGCGGUUAUCACGUUCUCAAAACACUGUUUUUUGUGGAAGGAUAUUAUUGUUUUUAGCUAAGUUCUUUCCGUUUUCGGAGAGAUCUGGUCUGAACAUAGUAUCGGAGUUUAACUUGGAGAAUGUCACAGAAUUUGGAGGUGAUAAUUCAAGCACAUUAAAAGAUGCUUUAGAUGAAGAAAUGGUAGUAGAUGAAGAUAAUUCUAAACUGACUAUAGAUUACAGCUUGUAUUGUCGUUUUUGGAGUCUCCAAGACUUCUUCAGAAAUCCUAAUACAUGUUACAAUAAGAUUCAGUGGAAGACUUUUGUUGCUCAUUCAGGUAGUGUUUUAGCAGCUUUCUCAUCAUACAAACUUGAGGCUGUGGAAUUACAAAAGUCUAAACUAAACAGACUAAAGGCAGUCAACUCGGAUGUUGAAAUGCAAGAAUCAAAUAAAGAGCAGCACUACUUUGCAAAGUUUUUAACAAAUCAGAAACUCCUUGAAUUACAAUUGUCCGAUUCUAAUUUCAGGAGAUGUGUACUCAUACAAUUUUUGAUAUUGUUUCAAUAUUUAACAUCUGCUGUGAAAUUUAAAAUGGAAGCUCAAGAAUUAAAAUCGGUACAAGUAGAUUGGAUCAAGGAGACAACAGCCUUGAUCUACCGUUUGCUAGGAGAGACACCACCAGACGGGAAGAAGUUUGCUGAAUGUGUCAAAUGUAUAUUACACAGAGAAGAGUAUUGGAACAGUUGGAAGAAUGAUGGCUGUCCAGAAUUUCAAAAGCCAAAAGCUCCGGUUUCAGUUGACUCUGAUGAAGUUAAAAAGACAAGAAAAAGGAGAAGACCAGUUGGUGAUAUAAUUAAUGAAUAUAGAAAUCAAGAUAAAUUCUACAUGGGCAAUAAUGAACUUACAAAAUUAUGGAAUCUGUGUCCGGAUAAUUUAGUGGCAUGUCGGACCAAGGAAAGAGAUUUUAUGCCUUCAUUAGAGUCGUACAUGUUAUCUGAGGGUGGUGCGGGGGGUGCGCGUCGUACUACCAGUGGGGGGUGGGGGUGGCGCGCACUGCGGCUGCUGGCGCGUCGCUCGCCGCACUUCUUUGUGCACACCAACAACCCUAUAGGACGAUUGCCAGAUUACCUAGAUGAUAUGGUGAAACGUGUAGCGCGAGAUUCUGCCGCCAAUGCAGCGGCCGCUAACGCUAAUGGCGACACAAACACAAAUCACAAUGAUAAAGCUGUCAAACAGAUGAUAUCUCCCGCGGAAUUAGACGCCGUAUCCACUAAACUAACUGAAUGGAAGAAACUAGCUGUAAAACUAGGCUACAAGCCUGACGAGAUACAGUACUUUGAGACGGAAAACGCAACAGACGAAGCGAGGGCUAAGAAUAUGUUGCAAUUGUGGUUUGAUGAUGAUGAAGACGCGUCAGUGGAAAAUCUCCUCUAUAUUAUGGAAGGUUUGAAACUGGUCGAGGCUUGCGAAGCUCUUAAGAAUGCUAAAUGACAUUCGCCGAAGCGCUGCAGACUGCACAAAUCUAAACUAACGAAGCGUUGGUACAUCAAGUGAAGUUCUGUAGUCAUUAAAUAAAUAAUUAUAGUUACAUUUUAAGGUC